Messenger RNA from Drosophila navojoa, 1738 nucleotides. It is a transcript of the gene Nop60B, whose product is annotated as dyskerin pseudouridine synthase 1 Nop60B. Lineage: Eukaryota; Metazoa; Arthropoda; Insecta; Diptera; Drosophilidae. Gene Ontology annotation, biological process: rRNA pseudouridine synthesis; box H/ACA sno(s)RNA 3'-end processing; mRNA pseudouridine synthesis. Gene Ontology annotation, molecular function: RNA binding; pseudouridine synthase activity. The record is from RefSeq and is a predicted model, not a curated record. Gene Ontology annotation, cellular component: box H/ACA snoRNP complex.
UUUCUUAGGCCUGCCGCCACGUGCGGACGUAUUCUAGCAUUGCGCGUAUUGUAUCGGAAGUAAAAUUAAUUAAAAUGACUGACGUUGAUUCUCGAAAAAAAAAGAAGAAAAUCAAGCAAGAGCCACUCGAUGGUGAAGAUAUUGGCACUCUGCAGAAACAGAACCAAUUUCAAAUAAAACCAUCGUCGAAAAUAGCCGAGUUGGACACUUCCCAAUGGCCUCUACUGCUCAAAAACUUUGAUAAGUUGAACAUACGCUCGAAUCACUAUACUCCACUAGCACAUGGCUCUUCGCCGCUUAAUCGUGAUAUCAAAGAGUAUAUCAAAACCGGCUUCAUUAAUCUCGAUAAGCCUUCAAAUCCCAGUUCGCACGAGGUAGUCGCAUGGAUUAAGAAAAUAUUGAAAGUGGAGAAAACCGGACACUCUGGUACAUUGGAUCCGAAGGUUACAGGCUGCCUGAUUGUCUGCAUUGACCGCGCCACACGUCUGGUCAAGUCGCAACAAAGUGCCGGCAAAGAGUAUGUUGCUAUUUUUAAACUUCACGGUCCCGUUGAGUCGGUGGCCAAAGUACGUCAGGGCUUGGAGAAAUUGCGUGGUGCGCUUUUCCAGCGUCCGCCCCUCAUCUCUGCUGUGAAGCGUCAACUACGUGUACGAACAGUCUACGACAGCAAAUUGCUGGACUACGACGAAACACGUAAUAUGGGUGUUUUUUGGGUUAGCUGCGAAGCCGGUUCCUACAUACGUACCAUGUGCGUCCAUCUGGGUCUAGUUCUUGGUGUAGGUGGCCAGAUGUUGGAGCUGCGUCGUGUUCGCUCCGGCAUACAGUCCGAGCGGGAUGGCAUGGUCACAAUGCAUGACGUACUCGAUGCUAUGUGGCUAUACGAGAAUCACAAAGACGAGUCUAUGCUGCGUCGCGUGAUCAAGCCAUUGGAGGGCUUGCUAAUUAACCACAAACGCAUAAUUAUGAAGGACAGUUCGGUUAAUGCUGUGUGCUAUGGUGCCAAAAUUAUGUUGCCUGGCGUCCUGCGCUAUGAGGAUGGCAUUGAAAUAGAACAAGAGAUCGUCAUCUGCACCACAAAGGGCGAGGCAAUUUGCCUGGCCAUUGCAAUGAUGACCACAGCAACAAUGUCCUCAUGCGACCAUGGGGUCGUUGCAAAGAUCAAGCGUGUGAUCAUGGAGCGUGACACAUAUCCGCGCAAGUGGGGACUGGGACCUAAGGCUUCGGCCAAGAAGGCACUCAUUGCUGCCGGCAAACUGGAUAAGUUCGGCAGGCCCAAUGAAAACACACCAAAAGAGUGGCUAACAGGCUUUGUAGACUACAAUGCCAAGAAGCCAGCUGCUGCUGUCGCCCCGCAAUCUCCAAUGCCUUCAAAUGGCUCCAAUGAGAUCAGCAAGCGCAAACACAGCACAUCAAGUGCAGAGGAAGCGGGAGUUGACGCCCCGCCCGCUACUACAGAAAAGAAGAAGAAAAAGAAGCAUAAGGGAGAUGAGGCGCCGGCUGCGGAAGGGUCCGCUGCUGAAGUACCUGUUGAGAAAGAGAAAAAGAAAAAGAAGAAGAAGGAUAAGGAUAGAGACAGAAAAGAGGAUCAGGAAUAGGAUAGAAUAAUUUCUAUUAAUCUAGGCAUUAGGCAUUAAUCCUCACCAUUUCGAGAGCAUUUUCAUAGCUGUUAAGGUUAAAGUUUUAGACCGCCUAUUGUUCAUGUGAGCUGUACAAAUGCAAAGUUUCAAUGCAUUAAUAA